Cinara cedri is the source of this 463-nucleotide messenger RNA. The record is from the annotation of a GenBank genome assembly. Lineage: Eukaryota; Metazoa; Arthropoda; Insecta; Hemiptera; Aphididae.
AUGGUCUUUAAAAACACAGCAGCUUUAUUGGACGGCGUAAACACCGAAUUCAUAGUUUCAAUAUUUGAGUAAUUUCAUUAAUAACAUCUAUCUACUGGCAAAAUAAUAAUACAUGACUCAUUGAAUACUAUUGUUUUGUAUUUACAGGGAUACUAUUUUUAUUGUGAUCACUCAAAACUCAAAACUAGGAACUUUGUAUCUGUUUAAACCAGAGUGUUCUAAAGACCAAGAAUACGACUUACAGUAAGCACUUGGUUUAUCUAUUAUAAUAUUUAUUGUGUGUACAUUUUUUUAUUUCAGAGUACUUUUUGGUCGGGAGGACGAUAAUUUAACAUCAAUGGUUGUAAGUUUAAUGCGUGCAAUUAACAUUGACCGCAGAGCUAUUAUUUCACUUAUGCUGGAUAAUACAUACACUAUCAGAACUAUAAGAGCUAUAGAAGAAGUGUUAUCCAAAUUGAUUUAA